AUGCAAUCGAAUGGACAACAACUGCAAGAUGACGAGUAUUGCAUGGAGAGCAAUGUCUGUCUCUACGAAAACAAUGCAUUUUCAACGAACGUGUCGACAAUAGACCCGAUCUACCGAAGCAUCCCAUCACCGACAAUUGCAAAUAUCCCUAUGGAGAAGGCCAGUAUUCAAAAGACUGACAAAUUUUCAGAUAUGAGAUUCGAGAGUUCUCUAUUCCAGUCCAUGCAUGAGUUCUCAUCGCAGCUUUCAGUACCACCACCAUCGCUGACGUCACAAGCACAUCCGCCAAUGCCGAUUUCAUCCCAGGCACCCAUCUUAACGAAUCGUAGUUUCUCAAAUCCGUCUCAUCAUCAACAACAACAACAACAACAGCAACACCAGCCAACUCUUCAGAAACCGCCCACAGUUAAGUCAGUUUCGAUUUCUGGAAAGUUGGCUGACUCCAAGCAUGGUGAUAGUAGAAGCACUGAAAAUACAGCAAACAGCAGCGAUGCAAGACGUUCCGUAAAUGGAGGCAAACGAUCGAGAAGACAACGCACACAUUUCACGAGUCAGCAACUGCAUGAAUUGGAGUCGACCUUCAUGCGGAAUAGGUAUCCUGAUAUGAAUAUGCGAGAGGAGUUGGCCUCAUGGACAGAUUUGACGGAAGGAAGAGUUCGGGUGUGGUUCAAAAAUCGUCGAGCUAAAUGGCGCAAGCGAGAACGCCACCUGGAGGCGAUCCGCAACAGUUUCAAUCAGCAGCAGCAUCAUUACUCUUCGGGCGUUUCACACCAUAAUCCGUUCGCUCCUCUCCUAUUUCCCACCCAAUCAAAUCAAUUCCCGGCUCCUCAACAGUAUUCACAAUCUCACCAACCACCAUUGCACCCUCCAUCGUCAGUAAACUCCCAGACGAAUAUUUCGGCCACAGCUGCUGCUGCAGUAGCAAUGGUCGCAUGGAGACAGUCUGGGAAGCCAUCAAGUUCCACAAGUUUCCUAUGGCCUCCGAUGAGGUCAGAAGUGAGCGAGGAACCACGUCUGCUUGGAAAUCCAACCCAGUCACCGUGUCUUCAACAUGAAUACCCUGUCUUCACACCUGAUACAACAGGAAGCUUCGAUAUGAAAUGGAAAGUCGAGGAGAAUGGUAUUGAGAGCGGGGAAGAAGACGAUAUUGAAGAUGAGGACCAGGAUGAUGAAGAGGGAAGAGAUCAAGAAGGUAGUUUGAACUUUCAGCAAAGUCCCGACUAUUCAUCUCAACUACGACAGCUACCGUCUUUACUGCAUAUUCAGCAUCAACAACAGAGUCAUCCGGCGUUCUACGAGUUCCGACAAAAUCUCGAUCACGAGGAAUUUCAUCACCAAAUUCAACAGGGAAAUCUGUUUGGAAGAAUUCAGACAACGGAUCAAUUGCACGAAGUCAGUGGAAUCCAAUUCAGUCACCCCGAUGGAAACAUGCUUUCUUGA
This is a messenger RNA of Rodentolepis nana, 1440 nucleotides long. NCBI's taxonomy places the organism in Eukaryota, Metazoa, Platyhelminthes, Cestoda, Cyclophyllidea, Hymenolepididae. The record is from the annotation of a GenBank genome assembly.